This is a messenger RNA of Penicillium waksmanii, 1095 nucleotides long. Its product is annotated as Gfo/Idh/MocA family protein. The record is from RefSeq and is a predicted model, not a curated record. NCBI's taxonomy places the organism in Eukaryota, Fungi, Ascomycota, Eurotiomycetes, Eurotiales, Aspergillaceae. Gene Ontology annotation, molecular function: nucleotide binding. The transcript is spliced from 2 exons. The coding region runs from base 1 to 1095 and encodes 364 amino acids.
AUGUCACAACUUCCGUCGAUCCGUUGGGGUAUCUUGACCACGGGAAAAAUCGCCUCCUGGUAUGUGUCCGAUCUGGUCCUCUCUCGCCCAGAUGCGAAAGUUCGCCAUAUAGUGCAAGCCAUCGGAACGUCAGACGUGAACAGGGGGAAAUCCUUCACCCAGAAGUACUGCCCAGACGAGAACCCCAGCAUCUAUGGUAGCUACGAGGAAGUCUACCAGGAUCCGAAUGUCGACAUCGUCUAUAUCGGAACACCGCACGCUUUCCAUAAGAAAAAUUGCCUGGAUGCCAUCGCAGCAGGAAAAAAUGUACUCUGCGAGAAGCCUUUCACUCUCAAUGCCCGUGAGGCAAAGGAAGUUUUCGAAGCAGCCAAGCGGAAGGGAGUCUUCAUCGCCGAAGCAAUGUGGCUCCGCCAUCGACCGCUAGUCCUCGAGCUCCAGCGUCUCCUCCAUCAAGAGAAAGCAAUUGGUGAGAUUUUCCGAGCAACAUCCGAUUUUGGAUCCGAGCUCGACAUUCCAAAUUUGCCCUUGGACAAGUAUUAUCGCCAGAACGCGCUGGGAGCGGGCUCUUUACUCGAUAUGGGUAUCUACUCAUUGACAUGGGUGAUGCUAGGUCUUGACGACCCCGGGCUCGCAGCAAAUCGGGAGAAACCGAAGAUUCUCGCCUCGCAGGAUCACUGGGAAGAUGUUGAAACAGCCACCAGUGCCAUCCUGCAAUAUCCUGGAAGACAAGGAAUUUUCACUUCCACAACCAAGGCGAGCGGAAACCCUGACCUGCUUGCUCGCAUUUAUGGCACUGCUGGGUCUAUUGAGGUCCAUGGUGGCUGCCCCUCACUACCAGAAGGUUUCACCGUCUACCCGACAUUUGGAGGAGAGCCUGGGAAAGAGGCGGAUAGUAAGCUUACUCGGGGCCAAGGAAAGGUGUAUGACUUCAACGCUCCGGGGCGCGGCUUUCAAUACCAGGCUGAUAACAUCGCUUUGGAUGUACUGAAUGGAAAAUUGGAGAGCUCUAUAAUCCCCCAAGCCGAGACCAUUCGAGUGAUGGAGAUCAUGGACGAGAUUCGACGACAGGGAGGUACACGAUACCCAGUGGAUUAG